Thalassophryne amazonica is the source of this 2510-nucleotide messenger RNA. It is a transcript of the gene ehd1a, whose product is annotated as EH-domain containing 1a. Gene Ontology annotation, biological process: endocytosis; endosomal transport. The record is from RefSeq and is a predicted model, not a curated record. Gene Ontology annotation, cellular component: cytoplasm; plasma membrane. Lineage: Eukaryota; Metazoa; Chordata; Actinopteri; Batrachoidiformes; Batrachoididae. The coding region runs from base 299 to 1897 and encodes 532 amino acids. Gene Ontology annotation, molecular function: GTP binding; protein binding; calcium ion binding. The transcript is spliced from 6 exons.
UAACUACAAAUAAAAGUUUAGUUCAUAGACAAACGUUAUCAUUAACCCGUAAAGCUGCCGUUGUGAAGCUGUGGAAUAAAGCGUUCCGUCUAGAAAAAGGUCUUCCUGUAUGUGACUCGCUAGCUAGCGGAGGGUGGAGACAAAAACUUAAGACCUCGCCCAAAAAAAAAAAAAAAAAAAAAAAAAUAGCGUCGCUUCAUCCCAACUGCUUGACGGUGUGACACAUCCACACCAUUAAACAACGCGUAUUCCUUCCAGAGACACCGGCACUUUCGUGUCCGAGGGCAGAUAAAUAACAAUGUUCAGAAAAACCUUGAAGAAAGACCCGGAGCUGUUCCAGAAUGUGUCGGAGGGGCUGCGGCGGUUGUACCGGACCAAACUGUUCCCGUUAGAGGACACGUAUCGAUUUCACGACUUCCACUCCCCUGCGCUCGAAGAUGCCGACUUCGAUAACAAGCCCAUGGUUCUCCUGGUGGGGCAGUACUCCACCGGGAAGACCACGUUCAUCCGGCACCUGAUGGAACAGGACUUCCCCGGUAUGCGCAUUGGCCCCGAGCCGACCACGGACUCUUUCAUCGCGGUGAUGCACGGCGAGCAGGAGGGCGUGAUACCAGGGAACGCUCUGGUAGUCGACCCCAAGAAGCCUUUCCGCAAACUGAACGCCUUUGGUAACGCGUUCCUCAACAGGUUCAUGUGUGCACAGAUGCCGAAUCCUGUCCUGGAGAGCAUCAGUAUCAUUGAUACGCCUGGAAUCCUGUCAGGGGAGAAACAGCGGAUAAGCAGAGGGUACGACUUUGCUGCAGUGCUGGAGUGGUUUGCUGAGCGCGUGGACCGUAUCAUCCUCCUCUUUGAUGCACACAAGCUAGACAUUUCAGACGAGUUCUCCGAAGUUAUCCGCGCUCUGAAGAACCACGAGGAUAAAAUGCGUGUGGUACUGAACAAGGCUGACCAGAUCAGUACUCAGCAGCUGAUGAGGGUGUAUGGAGCACUGAUGUGGUCGCUGGGAAAAAUCAUAAACACGCCUGAAGUAGUGCGUGUGUACAUCGGGUCAUUCUGGGCUCAGCCCCUAUUGGUCCCAGACAACAGAAAGUUGUUUGAAGCAGAGGAGCAGGACCUGUUCUUGGACAUUCAGUCUUUGCCACGUAACGCGGCUCUCCGUAAACUCAACGACCUCAUCAAACGUGCCCGACUUGCCAAGGUGCACGCCUACAUCAUCAGCUCCCUGAAGAAGGAGAUGCCGAGUGUGUUUGGAAAGGACAACAAGAAAAAGGAGCUAAUCGCAAACCUUGGAGAGAUCUACCACAAGAUUGAGAAGGAGCACCAGAUUUCACCUGGAGACUUCCCCAAAAUUACCAAGAUGCAGGACCAGCUACUUGGCCAGGACUUCUCCAAGUUUGUUGCACUGAAGCCCAAGCUGAUGGAGGCAGUGGAGGACAUGCUCGCAAACGACAUUGCUCGGCUCAUGGCUGUGGUACGCCAGGAGGAAGCUGCUAUGCCCAGCCAAACCGUCAAGGGCGGCGCGUUUGAGGGAACCAUGGGCGGGCCCUUUGGCCACGGUUAUGGUGAGGGUGCCAGCGAAGGUAUCGAUGAGCUGGAGUGGGUGGUCGGUCGUGAUAAGCCUACAUACGAUGAGAUUUUCUACACCCUGUCCCCAAUCAAUGGGAAAGUGACUGGUGCUGCAGCUAAGAAGGAGAUGGUGAAGUCCAAGCUGCCCAAUACAGUCCUGGGAAAAAUCUGGAAGCUUGCAGAUGUGGAUAAAGAUGGCCUUCUUGACGAUGAAGAGUUUGCCCUGGCCAACCACCUGAUCAAAGUGAAGUUGGAGGGCCAUGAGCUGCCUCCCUCACUGCCUGAACACCUAGUGCCUCCAUCUAAGCGCGGGACAGCGCUACAUGCUUAGUGAUCUGGAGAGGAGGGGAGCAGCCUGGAGCCCAGCCACAUCAGCGCUUUGCUUCAGUGCUUACUCAGGACUCUCCAGACUAAAGUCCAGCCCUCAGCUGAGCGUGAACAGCAGGGGCAUCGUCAUAUAAAAAAAAAAGAGAGAGAGGGAGGAAAAAAAGAACAACCUAUCUCCAGGCUUUCUGAAACAUGUGAUGAGAUUAGCUGUGAUCUUUUCCACCAGAGAGAGACUGGGGGUUUCUGAUGGUUUGGGAGGAUGGUGCAGUUUGUGCAUUAGUGAAGAAAUGUUCAAGUAUCUCUUAAUUAAAAAAUAAAAAGUGGGAGUUAUUUGCAAUGUAUUUAAAGGACAUGACUGGAUCAUGAAUUGAUUCACAUGGUUGUUGAAGGUUGUGUGACAGGUUGAAGAUGGAUUUGUGCAUCCUGUGUAAAAGGUGUCUUAAAAGUAUUCAGUCUAAUAUGUUGAUCCAAAGAAAUAAAACCCUUCUGUCUAGUUGGAGAGUGAGGAAAUGAAACAGCUAUUAGAAUUUAUUUUUCUAUUUCCUUGCUGUUAACUCUCCAAGUGCUUUGCAUUUUAUUGUUAAGCUAGAUGAAUAAAAGUCAAUUCUCUACCUUCU